This is a messenger RNA of Phragmites australis (common reed), 1382 nucleotides long. RefSeq names its product fibrillin protein 5 homolog. The record is from RefSeq and is a predicted model, not a curated record. The transcript has 6 exons. The coding region runs from base 168 to 887 and encodes 239 amino acids. Lineage: Eukaryota; Viridiplantae; Streptophyta; Magnoliopsida; Poales; Poaceae.
AUGUGGCCAGAGUUCAGCAGCCAGAGGCCGGCCAGCUCCCACCCACGUAUUAACGCCUCCAGAAGCAAGGCUUCGCUCGCACGGGUGCGCGCGCGCGGGAGCAGGAGAGCAUGGAGCUGAGGCCGCCCUGCGACGACCGUGAGCACGCUCACUAGCUCGCCUCUGCCAUGGCAGCUUCCCUCCUCCUCCCGUCGGCGCAGUGCCGCCUCGCUCCAUAUCCGGCGACGUCGACGAGCGGGAGGGGAGCGUUCUCGCAUUGCACUCUUCGCGCUCGGCAACGGCGCAGGAGGUGGACGUCGGUGGCUGCCGUGCCUCCAAAGCAGAAGCAGAGCAACUUGUCUUGGGCGGGGACCGCUGGGUACGAGGCUGUGGGUGAUGUCAAGGACGCGCUGUACCGAGCUCUGGAAGGCACCAACAGGGGGAUAUUUGGGAUGACCUCCGCUAAGAGGUCGGAGAUCCAUGGUCUGGUGGAGCUGCUCGAGACCCGGAACCCCACGCCGGAGCCCACCGCAGAGCUGCAGGAGAAGGUGGAUGGAUGCUGGAAGCUCAUCUAUAGCACGAUCUCGAUACUGGGGAAAAAGAGGACCAAGCUCGGACUGCGGGAUUUCAUCAGCUUAGGGGAUUUCCUCCAGAUAAUUGAUGUCAAAGAGGAAAAGGCGGUAAAUGUGAUAAAGUUCAGCGCGAGAGCAUUGAAGAUAUUGUCGGGGAAGCUCAUUAUUGAAGCUUCAUACAACGCUACUAGUCAAACAAGAGUGGAUAUCAAGCUUGAAAGUUCAACAAUCACCCCAGAUCAGCUGAUGAAUAUAUUUCAGAAGAACUACGACAUGCUCCUGGACAUAUUUAACCCAGAGGGUUGGCUAGAGAUAACUGUCUUCCUCAAAUUCUGAAUAGAUAUGUCGAUGAAUCCUUGCGGAUUGGAAGAGAUGACAAGGAGAACAUAUUUGUACUAGAGAGAGCAGAUUCAUCAGAAGUUUGACAAACCGGCUAUGCAACUUAUGUGCACAUGUUUAUAAUCUUCUGACAAUUGAGUACGACACACCGAAAAGACAUCCUGCAUAUCCGCAGCACACGUGGUUAUUAACAACUCAGUGCAGACCGUCUCUCUCUCUCUCUCCCCCCUUAAAAGUCUAUACUCUGUUAUUUUCGAAUUUUGAUGAGCAUAGAACAGCAUAUCCGUUCUCUGAAAGGAGUUAUGCAAGCUGGGCAUUUUCUAUCACCCUUUACAUAGAGAAUUGGCUAAUUGACCAACCUUAUGAAGCAAACAGCUGGUGUAUUUUGAAUACGUAUCAUUGUUCAACUAUUCUUCCUUGUAAGACAUGAUCUAAUGAGUGUACAGCUCGAAAACACACGUAUCCAAGUGUUUUAAUUUGUUGUCCUCUGAA